This is a messenger RNA of Clunio marinus, 264 nucleotides long. The record is from the annotation of a GenBank genome assembly. NCBI's taxonomy places the organism in Eukaryota, Metazoa, Arthropoda, Insecta, Diptera, Chironomidae.
AUGCUUUCAAGAGCACAACAGAAUUUUAUCAUUCACUCAAGUUUUAAAAUAAGAUCUCAUGAAUCUAUGAUAAAUACGCUUCAACUGAAUUUCUUGAAUUCUUUUUGCUUUUGUUUCCAUUUCGAAUCGAAAAUUCUAAUUGCUGAUGGUUCAAGCACGAACUGUGAUUAUCAUCAUUCACAUGACAUCAUUAAUGAUAAUGUCACGCAAAUGAAAUCUGAUCAGACUUGUGCCUUGAAAUUAAGCUUACUUAGAUCACAUUAA